Molecule: messenger RNA, 969 nt
Organism: Polistes canadensis
Lineage: Eukaryota; Metazoa; Arthropoda; Insecta; Hymenoptera; Vespidae
Exons: 2
Coding region: 1-327 (108 amino acids)
Source: RefSeq, a predicted model, not a curated record
AUGAAUAACUUGGUUGUCUUAUUAUUGACGUUGUAUGGCGUAUGUGAUGUAUUGGCUGGUAGGCGUUACAUUGCUAUUCCUAUUGAUGGUAUCGAUGUAUUAGAAUUGAAUCCUAUAUCAGCAUCGGUUCCAAGAAUUGCUCGUCAAGCAGAGCCUGCUGCUUACGUACCAAUAACAAUGCCAAAUCUUCAUCACGAGGAGUAUGACAAUCCACCCCAACGAGCUGAGAGAUCUAUCGGUCAUAUUCUUGAUUAUGUGGAUUAUGGAGGACAUACUGGUUCUAAUGGUGCCUUUGGCUGGUACGCCGAUUAUCCAGCACAUCAUUGAUAACAUCGUUCACAAUGUCAACCUCAAACAUUCAAUUGAGUCAUCAAAAUUAUUCCAUUAAUCCUUUUUUCGAAUCAUAAAAUUUCACAAUCUCGCGACGACAUUAAUUUAUUAAUCAAUAAUCGCGCGGUUAUAUGAAUAACUUUUUAUUCUUAUUAAUUAAAAUGUGUUCAAUUUUGAUUAUUAUCGUAUAUUUAAGUAUCUUAUGUAUAAUUCGAUUAUUCUUUAAUCUAACGUUAAUAAAGACAAGAUCGAUUAGAUUUAAUUUUUUUUUUCUUUUUUUUUUCAUUUUAAUAUACAGUAUAUGUAGUUCCUUUUCAUUUACGCAAGGUAAUUGGUUCCACGACAAACUGCGAGUAAAUGGAACUAAGAAAAACUUGUUUCUAAUAAAUAUCCGUUUCACAUUCUCAAAUAUGUAUUUAAAUCUUACUGGAAUAGAAAAAUUUAAUUUAAACGAUUGCGAAAUAAAAAUUAAACCGAGAAAUUUCAGAAUUUGUUUGUGUUUUCGCAUAACGCAUCGCGGUAACAUCGAGGUUCUUUUAACUCGAGCAUCUGUCUAAAUGAAUCCACGUAAAUGUGUGUUUGUUUGUAUGUGCGUGUGUGUUUUUUUUUUAAUAAUUUUCAUUACGUAUUUACACGUUU